Apodemus sylvaticus (European woodmouse) is the source of this 1524-nucleotide messenger RNA. It is a transcript of the gene Bpifc, whose product is annotated as BPI fold containing family C. The transcript has 15 exons. The record is from RefSeq and is a predicted model, not a curated record. Bases 1 to 1524 code for a protein of 507 amino acids. Gene Ontology annotation, molecular function: lipid binding. Lineage: Eukaryota; Metazoa; Chordata; Mammalia; Rodentia; Muridae.
AUGCGAACAAAGCAGGUCCCAGUUCUCUGGGCAUGCUUCCUCCUGUGGAGUCUCUACUUCGCCUCUUCCCAGACCAUUUACCCUGGAAUCAAGGCGAGGAUCACCCAGCGUGCACUAGACUACGGUCUUCAAGUUGGAAUGAAGAUAAUGGAGCAAUUGGCAAAGGAAAUCGUCAUCCCAGAUUUGAAUGGCUCUGAGUCUCUUAAAUUUCUGAAGAUUGACUAUGUAAAGUACAACUUCUCGAACAUAAAAAUCAACUCAUUUUCAUUCCCAAACACCUCGCUGGCCUUUGUACCUGGGGUGGGAAUCCGAGCACUGAGCAACCACGGCACUGCCAACAUCAGCACCAACUGGGACGUCAAGGCUCCGCUUUUUCAAGACUCAGGAGCUGCCGAUCUGUUCCUCUCUGGAAUCUACUUUACCGGCGUAGUGGCCCUCACCCGUAAUGACGUUGGUCAACCAGCUCUGGAACUCCAAGACUGCCACGUACAAGUGAGCCAUGCCAGAGUCUCAUUUUCCGGAAGCCUCAGUGUACUCUAUAACUCCUUUGCUGAGCCCAUGGAGAAACCCAUCCUAAGGAAUUUAAAUGAAAUGCUUUGUCCCAUUGCCGUCAGCCAAGUGGAAGAAUUCAAUGCUAACAUCAGCGCCCUGGAGGUUUUAACCAAGAUCGACAACUACACUGUGCUGGAUUGUUCCCUGAUCAGUCCUCCGGAAAUCACCGAGAACCACCUUGACUUUAACUUGAAGGGUGCGUUCUACCCGCUGGAAAGCCUCGUCGACCCUCCCUUCGCGCCGGCUCCCUUCGACCUCCCAGACAGCAGGGACUCCAUGCUCUACAUCGGCAUCUCUGAGUACUUCUUUAAAUCUGCCUCAUUUGCUCACUUUGUGUCUGGGGCUCUUGGCACCACGCUGUCCACCAGGGAGAUUUCCAACUAUUUCAAUCAAAAUGCUCAAGGAUUCGGCAGUGUGCUCUCCAAGAUUGCAGAGAUCUACAUCUUGUCUCAGCCGUUCAUGCUGCAGAUCAUGGCCACGGGGCCUCCUGUGGUCAACUUACACCCGAACAACUUCAGCCUGGAGUUCCCUGCCGCCGUCAUCAUGCUCACUCAACCGGACAACGCUACUAUCCAGCCCAUCGUCUCCAUGGACUUUGUUGCAAGUACCAGUGUUGGCCUGGCUAUUUUGGGACAAAAACUGAUCUGCUCUUUAUCUUUGAACAGAUUCCGCCUCUCCUUGCCAGAGAACAGCCAUCGAGAUGUUAAGGUUGUGAGGUUCGAGAAUAUCCUGUCUUCCAUUCUACACUUCGGAGUUCUGCCCCUGGCCAACACAAAACUGCAGCAAGGAUUUCCUCUCCCCAACCCCUACAAUAUCUCAUUCAUCAAUUCGGAUAUUCAAGUUCUUGAGGGUUUCCUUCUGAUCUCUACUGACCUGGCCCAUGAAACAUCCUCAAAGCCACAGCCAAAUCUCCACAGCUGGGGGGGUCUGAACCUGGUACGUGGACCAUGGAGAGAGCAGCCAACCCGCUGA